This is a messenger RNA of Coregonus clupeaformis (lake whitefish), 489 nucleotides long. Its product is annotated as CLIP-associating protein 1-B-like. Lineage: Eukaryota; Metazoa; Chordata; Actinopteri; Salmoniformes; Salmonidae. The coding region runs from base 1 to 489 and encodes 162 amino acids. The transcript has 5 exons. The record is from RefSeq and is a predicted model, not a curated record.
AUGGAGUGGAAUAUGGAGUACUGUAUGGAGCAGGUUAUGCAGAAGGACCUGGGUCGGAGACUACAGGUAGGCCAGGACAUCAUAGACUCCAUCCUGGACAAGGACAAGUUCCAGGACUUGGAGCAGGACCAGACCAUGCUGGACAGAAUGGUGGAUGGUGUUGCUACCAACUGGGUCAACUCCAGCAAUUUCAAGGUGGCUUUGUUGGGAAUGGACAUACUGUCAGCUUUAGUAACAAGACUUCAGGAACGGUUUAGGACACAGAUUGGAACUGUUUUGCCGAGUUUGAUAGAUCGACUAGGCGACUCAAAGGACCAAGUCAGAGACCAGGACCAAGCUCUUCUACUAAAGAUCAUGGAUCAAGCUGCUAACCCACAGUAUGUAUGGGAUCGAAUGUUAGGAGGAUUCAAACACAAGAACAACAGGACCAGAGAGAGUGUCUGCAUUUGCCUUAUCGCCACGUUAAAUAUAUGGGAGCUCAAGGCUUGA